UCACCGUAGUACGGUUUGUAAAUUCUCCAUCCCAACCACAGUGUAUAUGUGUGUGUGUGUGUGUGUGCAUGUGUAUGUGUAUGUGUGUGUGUGUGUGUGUGUGUUAGCGGACGGUGAGAGAGACGAAGGCAGGCAGGCAGGCAGCUCCCUUUCGCCUUAUCUAAACACAUACAUUCCUCAUCAUGGCGGCCACGGAUGUAGAUAUAUUUUCUAAUGAAGAAAAGCGAAACCUCAGCCUUGGCGGUCAUGUUGGCUUUGACAGUCUGCCCGAUCAGCUGGUCAGUAAAUCGGUGACUCAGGGUUUCUGCUUCAACAUCCUCUGUGUGGGUGAGACGGGCAUCGGCAAGUCGACAUUAAUGAACACCCUUUUUAACACCAUGUUUGAAAAUGAGGAGGCCAGCCAUUACCAAAACGGUGUUUACCUGCGGCCCAGAACGUACGACUUGCAAGAGAGCAACGUCCACCUAAAACUGACUAUCGUCGACACGGUGGGCUUUGGGGACCAGAUCAACAAAGAAGAAAGCUAUAAACCCAUUGUGGACUAUAUCGACACACAGUUUGAAAACUACCUGCAGGAAGAGCUGAAAAUAAAGCGUUCUUUAUUCAAUUACCACGACACCAGAAUCCACAUUUGCCUCUACUUCAUCGCUCCUACGGGACACUCUCUCAAGUCCUUGGAUUUAGUCACCAUGAAGAAGUUGGACAGCAAGGUGAACAUCAUCCCUAUUAUUGCUAAAGCUGACACGAUUUCCAAGAGCGAACUACACAAGUUCAAGAUCAAAAUCAUGAGCGAGCUGGUUAGCAACGGUGUUCAGAUCUACCAGUUUCCCACAGACGACGAAGCAGUGACAGAAAUCAACUCCUCUAUGAAUGCCCAUCUUCCCUUUGCUGUGGUGGGCAGUGUGGAGGAGGUGAAGGUGGGGAAUAAGACGGUGAGGGCCAGGCAGUAUCCGUGGGGAGUUGUUCAAGUGGAGAAUGAGAGUCACUGUGAUUUCGUAAAGCUGCGGGAGAUGUUGAUCAGAGUGAACAUGGAGGAUCUGCGAGAACAGACUCACGCCAGACACUACGAACUCUACAGGCGCUGUAAACUAGAGGAGAUGGGCUUCAAAGACACCGACCCAGACAGCCAGCCUUUCAGUCUACAGGAGACAUAUGAAGCCAAAAGGAAGGAGUUUCUUGGAGACCUGCAAAGAAAGGAAGAGGAGAUGCGGCAGAUGUUUGUGAGCAAAGUGAAGGAGACGGAGGGCGAGCUGAAGGAGAAGGAGAGAGAGUUACAUGAGAAGUUCGAGCAGCUGAAGCGCAUGCACCAGGAGGAGAAGAGGAAGGUGGAGGAGAAGAGACGGGAGCUGGAGGAGGAGAUGAACGCCUUCAACAGGAGGAAGGUGGCCGCCGAGACCCUCUCACUCUCACAGCCGCUCAAGAAGGACAAGGACAAGAAAAAUUAAUUUAUGAGCCCACCGCAGGCCAUCCAUGGACUUUCCUCUAUUAACGUUGCAGCAUCAGCUUUUGUUUUUUGACAUGUUCCUCAUGACAUUGUGUUGAAGGACCAAAGACCCUGAUGGGAAGACAGAGAGAUGCAUUAUGGGGACUGAAUUUGUUGUUGUGUUGCUACAUUUUGUAUUUUUUUUUCCCCUUUCAGGUGGGUGGGGGUAAGUUUUAAUGCCCCUCCCCUCGUCAACCCCAUUUUAUUUUUGGGACUGGUUUGUUUUGGAGAGCGAGUGUGUGUUUUUUUUGUUUUGUUUUGGUACUAACCAUCUGUCCAUUUGUCUUACAGUCAGGCCAAAUUUUGUGACGUACGUAUUGAGUAGUACAUGUUUCCCUUGCCAGUGUACAGUAGUAUUUAAGAUCUGAGCCAAACUCAUUAGCACAGCACAGUGAUAUACUAAUGCACACGUGUAUGAUUUUAUUAUUAUAUAAGCCUGCAUGGGUAUGGCUAAAUAAAGCAGUCUUAAGAGUUAUUUUUGGUGCUGUUUUUAAAAGUUCAUGACAACAGAUAUGCAAAUUCUAUUUUUUGUAUUUUAAUAUUAGGCUGUAUGGUAUUCAGGUUAUGCUGUUUAUCAUAAAAGCUGUACUGUAGCAGUAAAGGCCAUCUGAACUAAGGUAACUUCCUACAGAUCUUCAUAUGCAGAAGGGGCAAUGUUGUCAACUGAUGUUGGAAAUAAACACUCGCCCUGAUUUCCUUCA
Molecule: messenger RNA, 2184 nt
Organism: Onychostoma macrolepis
Lineage: Eukaryota; Metazoa; Chordata; Actinopteri; Cypriniformes; Cyprinidae
Gene: septin8a
Product: septin 8a
Exons: 10
Coding region: 183-1445 (420 amino acids)
Biological process (GO): cytoskeleton-dependent cytokinesis
Cellular component (GO): septin complex; cell division site; septin ring
Molecular function (GO): GTPase activity; molecular adaptor activity; GTP binding
Source: RefSeq, a predicted model, not a curated record